Carassius gibelio (silver crucian carp) is the source of this 6778-nucleotide messenger RNA. RefSeq lists its product as uncharacterized. The record is from RefSeq and is a predicted model, not a curated record. NCBI's taxonomy places the organism in Eukaryota, Metazoa, Chordata, Actinopteri, Cypriniformes, Cyprinidae. Gene Ontology annotation, cellular component: microtubule. Bases 101 to 5746 code for a protein of 1881 amino acids. Gene Ontology annotation, molecular function: GTP binding; extracellular matrix structural constituent. Gene Ontology annotation, biological process: microtubule-based process. The transcript is spliced from 59 exons.
CACCCCUUAUCCUUCUUGUUCGAGACAUGGGUGUGCAGUGAUUUGCUUUUGGGGGAUAAAACCCACAGUUUGGGAGUGGAGAGGGAUAUUACAGAGCAGGAUGGCCUGGAGUAAGGUACCUCUGCUCUUGCAUGGAUUUCUCCUGCUGGUUCUGUGUAAACCCUCCCUUCAAGGAGGAAUUUAUAUACCAGCUGGUGCAGGGGGAGGAACUGGAGCUGGUUUAGGGGGUGGCCUUGGAACUGGAGCUGGACUUGGUGCUGGAACAGGUCCGGGAGGAGUUGGAACAGGAUUAGGUCCGGGUGGUCUUGGAAUAGGGCCAGGAACUGGAAUCAGACCUGGAACUGGAGUUGGAGGAAUACCUGGUUUCAAACCAGGAAAGACAGGAGGCUUUGGAGUAGGCGGUGCUUGGGGGCAAGGUGCUGGACUGGGUGCUGGAGGCCUUGGGGGAGUUGGGCCUGGUGCUGGAGGUCUAGGGGGAGUUGGGCCUGGUGCUGGAGGUCUAGGGGGAGUUGGGCCUGGUGCUGGAGGUCUAGGGGGAGUUGGGCCCGGUGCUGGAGGUCUAGGGGGGAUUGGGCCUGGUGGUGCAGGGCUUGGUACAGGAGGACUUGGUACUGGUGGAUUAGGCACUGGAGGCCUUGGGACAGGGUCAUUCGUCAAGCCACCUAAAACAGGAGGAUAUGGAGGUCUAUCAGGAAUUGGACCAGGUGGUACAGGUGUUGGCCCUGGAUCACUUGCAACUGGUGGAGUUGGUCCUUCUGGCAUUGGUCCAGGAGGUAUAGGACCUGGUGGCAUAAGACCUGGUGGCAUUGGACCUGGUUCCAUAGGAACUGGACCAGGAAGUUUCGGACCUGGAGGAAUUGGUACUGGUGUUGGAACUGGAGGCCUUGGAGCAGGUGCUGGUGGCAAACCCCCAAAACCAGGUUAUGGGGGUAUUCCAAGCACUCUCGGAACUGGAGGUCUUGGUGGCCUUGGACUCAGGCCAGGGGGUGCUGGUUUAGUACCAGGUGGCUUUGGUGUUGGUCCUGGAGCUAGUGGUGUUGGCACAGGAAUAGCUGGACAAGGUGUGGGCACUGGUGUGGGAGGGUUUGGCCCUGGUGGAGCUGGUCCAAUAGGUGCUGGAAGAGGUGUGGGAGGAAAACCACCCAAAACAGGUUACGGAGGUCUUGGUGGUUAUGGCCCAGGAGGUGUCAGCACUGGAGGUAUUGUCCCUGGUGGCGUUGGACCAGGUGGCAUUUUCCCUGGUGGGGUUGGACCAGGUGGUGUCAGGCCAGGUGGCAUUGUCCCUGGUGGUGUUGGACCAGGUGGUGUUGGACCAGGUGGCAUUGGACCAGGUGGCAUUUUCCCUGGUGGUGUCGGACCAGGUGGUAUUGUCCCUGGUGGUGUUGGGCAAGGUGUCUGGAGUCCUGGAGCAGGCAGAAAACCUGGGAAACCAGGUUAUGGUGGGCCUGGGGGUUUUGGUGGCGGACCAUUUGGAACAGGAAGUCUUGGAGCAGGUGCUAUUCCACUUACACCUGGAGGUGCUGGAACAGGCUAUCCAUCAGGUGGUAGCUAUAGUGGAUAUGGUACUUAUCCUGGAGCUGGAACAACUGGUCAGAAACCACCAAAACCAGGAUUUGGACCUGGAGGUGUAGGAAUUGGUCCAGGUGGCACAGGACUUAGACCUGGGGGUGCGGGAGUUCUGCCUGGAGGUGCAGGAAUUGGACCAGGUGGUGUAGGAAUUGGUCCAGGCGGCACAGGAAUUGGUCCAGGUGGUGCAGGAAUUGGUCCAGGCGGCACAGGAAUUGGUCCAGGUGGUGCAGGAAUUGGUCCUGGUGGCACAGGAAUUGGACCAGGUGGAGCUGGAGUUGGGCCUGGAGGUGUAGGAAUUGGACCUGGUGGCACUGGAACUGGAAUUGGAGGAGCAGGAGUUGCACCUGGUGGAGCACCUUUUCUACCUCAAACUGGCUUACCAGGAUCUGGAACUGGGAUAGGUGCUGGGGGCAAAGUUGGAAAGAUUGGGAAGGCACCAGUGCCAGGUGUUGGGAUUCCUGGGCUAUACCAAGGGGGUAUAGUUCCUGGACAAGGUUUUGGAGGUAGAGGCGUUCUGCCAGGUGUAGCCACAGGAUCUCAAACUGGGCAGCUUGGUCAAGGUGCACUUGGAGCUAAUGGAGGUCGUGGAGGAUUUGGUCAACAAAUACCAGGCGUGUUCCGUGGAUAUCCUCUUAUAUCACCAAAGUCUGGAGGUACAAGCGCUGCUAAGUCUCAGGCUAAAGCUGCUAAGUACGGUCUCAGUGGUGGGCUUGGAGCUAUACCUGGUGCAGGUGGUGUUCCAGGCAUAGGCGGUGUUCCAGGUGCAGGUGGUGUUCCAGGCAUAGGCGGUGUUCCAGGUGCAGGUGGUGUUCCAGGUGUUGGAGUCAUUCCUGGAGCUGGUGGGGGAACUCCUGGUGUCCUAUAUCCGGGAGCUGGUGGUUUCUAUCCUGGGGGAGCUGGGGCAAAAGCUCGGAAGUAUGCUUCCGGGAUAGGAACUGGUGGAGUUCCUGUUUCUGGUUUGGGAGUGGGUGGCCUUGGAGCUGGAGGACUUCCUGGUUCUGGUUUGGGAGCGGGUGGCCUUGGAGCAGGAGGACUUCCUGGUUCUGGUUUGGGAGCGGGUGGCCUUGGAGCUGGAGGACUUCCUGGUUCUGGUUUGGGAGUUGGUGGACUUGGCACUGGUGGAAUCCCUGGAGUUGGUCCUGAAGGAUAUGCUGCAGCCAAAGCAAGAAAAUAUGCUCAGCUUGGACGUCCUGGUGGGACUUUAGGUACAGGAGGAUUGCCAGGUGGAGCAGCCGGUGUUGGACUUGGUGGACUACCUGGUGGAGGUCUUGGGAUUGGUGGACAACCUGGAGGCGGAGUUGGAGGGCUACCUGGAGGUGGACUUGGUGGAUUACCUGGUGGAGGUCUUGGGAUUGGUGGACAACCUGGAGGCGGAGUUGGAGGGCUACCUGGAGGUGGACUUGGUGGAUUACCUGGUGGAGUUGGUGGUCUACCUAGUGGUGGUGCUGGGGGACUUCCCGGCUCUGGAAAUGCAUAUGCAGAGGCAAAGGCUCGUAAAUAUGGUCUACUUGGUGGAGGUGCUGGUUUAGGCCCAGGCACUGGAUUAGCUGCAGGUAUUCCAGGUGGAUUACCAAGCACUGGUGUUAGACCAUUUGGGGCAGGGAUUAUACCAGGAACUGGGGCUGGACAAGGAGGGGUCCCUGGUGGGGGUUUUGGUCCAGGAGGUGUACCCGGUGGUGGGCUUGGACCUGGUAGUGUUCCUGGAAGUGCAUUUGGACCUGGAGGAUACGCUGGGGCCAAAGCUCGCAAAUACGGAUUGCCUGGAGGAUUAGGAGGGUCACUUGGUAGUGGAACAGUGUCAGGUGUUGGAGCUGCUGGAGGAACACCAGGUGGAGGAAUUGGACCUGGGGGGGCACCAAUUGGUGGUUAUGGACCAGGGGGAGCACCAAUCAGUGGCUACGGACCUGGAGGGGCACCUGUGGGUGGUUAUGGGCCAGGAGGAGUACCUGCUGGAGGAUAUGGACCUGGCUCUGGAGCAUAUCCAGGUGGACCAAAGGCCCUAAAAUAUGGUGCUGCUGCUAGUGGAGGAGCUCCGGGACUUGGUCUGCAGGGUCAGGUAGGAACUGGUCCAGCAGGAGGAUUUGGCACAGGGGCAUGGCCAGUUGGUGGUUAUGGUCCAGGGACUGUAGGAGGCCAGGGGUCUGGAUUACCUGGUGGUGCUGUCGGAGCAGGAAGCAGAGGAGGGCUUGGGCAUGGCUAUGGAACAGGUGCUGGAGGAUAUGGACCUGGAUCAAAAGCAGCUAAAUAUGGUUUACCUGGAUCUGGAGGUGUCUUGGGAGCAGGAGGUGUACCCGGAGCUGGAACAGGAUUGGUAGGAGGUACUGGCGUUCUGCCUGGAGGAGUUGGGACCGGUGUUGGAUAUGGAGGGUAUGGAGGAGCACAAAAACCACCUAAAUAUGGACAACCAGCUGGUGGGGCUGGAAGUGUGUUGGGCGGGUCGGUACCAGCAACUGGUGGAACUGGGGCCAUAGGAACAGGAAUCGGAACUGGUGGUGUAGGUGGGGCUGGAGGCACACCAGUUUCAGGGACUAAACCAGACAAAUAUGGCAUCAUAGGAGGAACAGUAAUUCCAGGAAGUACAGAUGCUACCGGCACAGAUCGUGGAGCAGGACCUAAACCUGGAGUUGAUGGAGUGAUUGGCAGUCCAGAUGGUGCAACCCGUGGUGCUGGAGAAGGUGGAACAAAAGCUCCCAAGACUGAAUCUGGCGGACAAAUAGAGGGAUCAGGUGGACUUGAUGGGGUUGGUGGGACAGGAAUACCCAUUUUAGCUGGAGAAAAACCAGGUAUCACUGGAACUGUACCAGGUGGAACGGGAGUGCCACGACCCGACGGAGUUGGCGAUAGCGGAACACUUCCAGGAGCCAAACCACUAAAGCCCCCAGUCAUUGGAGGUGGAGCCAUUGCUGGACGUGGAGAUACCCCAGGCAUUAUUGAAGGAGGACCUGGAAGUGUAGGCAGUGGUGUAGGUGGGGUUGGUGGAGUUCCAGGUGGAGUUGGUGGAGUUCCAGGAGGAGUUGGUGGAGUUCCAGGUGGAGUUGGUGGAGUUCCAGGAGGAGCUGGUGGAGUUGGUGGAGUUGGUGGAGUUCCAGGAGGAGUUGGUGGAGUUCCAGGAGGAGCUGGUGGAGUUGGUGGAGUUCCAGGUGGAGUUGGUGGAGUUCCAGGAGGAGUUGGUGGAGUUCCAGGAGGAGUUGGUGGAGUUCCAGGUGGAGUUGGUGGAGUUCCAGGUGGAGUUGGUGGAGUUCCAGGUGGAGUUGGUGGAGUUCCAGGAGGAGUUGGUGGAGUUGGAGGAGGAGUUAAACCCCCUAAAGUUUACAGCGGUACAGGUGGAACUGGAGCUCUAGGAGUUGGGGGUUUAGGUGGACUGGGUCCAGCUGGAACAGGAGGAGCUGGACUUCUGCCUGGAGGCGGUGGUUUACUACCAGGAGGUUAUGGAGGAGCUGGAGGUUUAGGAGCCGGAGGCAUCCUACCAGGGACUGGCCUCAGGUUCCCCAGUGGGGCUGCAGUGGGCAGCAAACAAGGAAAAGUUUAUGGGGCAGCAGGCACACUUGGUGGGUAUGGAGGCCCAGGCGGAUAUGGAACAGGACCCGGUGGUUAUGGUGGUGGCCCGGGCAGUGCUGGGGGACUUGGAGGGCCUGGAAUUGGUGGGCUUGGUUAUGGUUAUGGUCCUGGCGCGGUAAAACCACCUAAAAGCUAUGGAGGAACUGGAACAUUAGGUGGGGCUGGAAGAGGAGGUGUUGGUGGAGGUCUUGGUGGUGGUCUAGGAGCAGGAACAGGAGGUGUUGGUGGAGGUCCUGGAGGAGUUGGAGGGCUGGGUGGAGGUUUAGGUGCCAGAUAUCCAGGUGGUGGCCUGGGAGCUGGAGCUUUGAAACCUGGGAAAUCAGGGUAUGGAGGUUUAGGUGCAGCUGGAGGUGUGGGAGGUCUUGGAGGAGCAGGUGGAGGUCUCGGAGGAGGUGCUGGAAGCCCAGUAGGAACUGGCUUUGGCACGGGUGCACUGGGUGGUCAAGGCUAUCAGCCAGGUUACGGUGGCACUGGUGCAGGGGGACCUGGAAGUGCUCCACUUACACCUCAGCAAUCAAAAGCAGCCAAAUAUGCAGCUCUUCAAGGCUUUCUAGGUGCUGGAGGCUACAGAGGGGGCGCAGGAUGCCAAGGCAAAUACUGCGGAAGAAGGAGGAAGUGAGAAACCAGCUGAUAAAAGUGACCUCAUAAACCAGUGGUGCUACUGCCUGAUCUCAAAUGCACUUUUUUACAGUUUAAAAGUGCCUCAUGUAAUAUGUGAGCGAUUUGGACUUACACUAAAUAAUUUUUCAGCCGUAUGAUUAGAUGUGAUGUGAACCAGGCACUCUUUGCACUGCCUAAACUCCCUUUACUUAUGUCACUUAAGUUUAAUAUGAUUGUUUGAUUUUUUAUCUUUUUUUUUCAACCAUUUUAUCAUUUAAUGUUAAAAUUCUGCAGUUCCAGCUGUGCAUCUUUUCUGGUUUUGCUGCAGUUGUUCACUUACACUUAGCUGUGUAUUUAGACACAUGCAAUCUAAGGACAUGUCGCUGCUAUUUGAGGCUGAACUGUGUCUCUGGGGAAAGCGGCGUCAUUAGGCUUCAUGUUCUGGCCACCUAUCAUAAAGUAAAGGGAACCUGUUUUCUUUCUAGCUGUAUGCACUAUAUGCAGUUCAUGAAUCCAUAUUUUGUUUUUUUUCCAGCAUCUUCGGUCAUUCAAAGCAUAGUCACAUGAAGGAACGGGAUCUAGGCUUACCAAUUUUAGUCUUAUAAGAACAAAAUGCUUGUCGUAACUGCAGUAGACAGCAUCUAAGUACUGAGGAUUAUAAGCUGUCUUCAACGAUACCUCAGGAACUUGAAGCGGUUUCUUUUCUAGUAUCCUGACCUUAGUAAAACCUUGUUUUUGUUUGUUUGUUUUAACGUAACUCUUAUUAAAUUAAAAUGUUGGGUUUUUAAGGAUAUCUAUGCAUUUAACCUAAUCGUUUUUUUUUUUUUUUUAAGCAUCGUGUGUUGUGAAUGUUGUAUAUGUGUUUGUAUAAGUGCAACUAUUCAAAUGUGACAUGAAAGUAUGAUAAAGGCAAUUCAUCUAGUGAAUCUUCUCGCAUUGUUUACCUUUGUUCUUCAUGUUUAUGCACUUGUACUUGUGAAACUCCAACACAUUUUUGUAUGACCUUUAAUUUUAUUUGGGCCUUUUAUCUAUCACAAAUUUCUGAAAAUAA